UUAGAUUAGUGCGCCCGCGAGGACGCCGGUGCCUUAUUAAAUAACUCUUUGUCUCGCAUAGAGAAAUAUAAACAAAAUAUUAACACAAUGGCCCCUGGUGUCAUUCAAAACUCUGAAGCAAUUAUAAACGAUUCUUUAGGAGUUAUAACCACGGUACAUAAUAGAGAUCUCAUCAAUGAGCUGAUGAGACCUGCCAAAACAUGCCCGUUCGCUACAGCAGAUACGACUGUUUCGGGAAUUGAGACUCCUGUAUCAAAUGGGAAAGUUGAGGCUUCUAUGCCAGAUGAGCAAAUUGAGGCUCCUGUAUCAACUAGGAAAAUUGAGACUACUGUAUCAACUGGGAAAAUUGAGGCUUCUGUACCAAAUGAGCAAAUUGAGGUUCCUGUAUCAACUGGAAAAAUUGAGGCUCCUGUAUCAAAUGGGAAAACUGAGGAGCUUGUACCAAAUGGGAAAGAAACAGUUGUGCAGAAUGGGAAAGAGGUCCAACGAUGCGUUAAAGUGGAAGAAGUCAAGAGGCCGGUGCGUAAAGUCAUUAGACCGAAAGUGUUGAAGAAUCAUGAGUCAAGAGAGUAUCUGUACGAUCGCCUUUACGAUACUACGUGUCCGCGCGUGCCGACAUUAUGCAACGAGAGAGCGUGUCUUGGCAGCUUGAUGGCCAUCCCGGGCCGCGGUGACGUGCCAAGAGAGCAGGAGGAGGUGCUAAAUGAUGCCAAGGAUUUCCUCGGACAGUACUUCGCGUCUAUACGCAGGGCUAACACACCUGCCCACGAGGCGCGUUGGAAAGCAGUCCAGGAAGAAGUUGCAAAAACCGGGACAUAUCAGCUGACCACCACAGAACUGGUGUUCGGAGCGAAACUGGCCUGGAGGAAUGCUAGCAGAUGCAUCGGGAGGAUACAGUGGUCCAAACUACAGGUGUUCGAUUGUCGACAAGUGACGACCACGAGCGGCAUGUUCGAGGCGCUCUGCAACCACAUCAAGUACAGCACUAAUAAAGGGAAUAUCAGGUCUGCGAUAACUGUGUUUCCACAACGGACUGAUGGCAAGCACGACUACAGGAUAUGGAACAGCCAGCUCAUCAGCUACGCUGGCUUCAGGCAGCCUGAUGGUACAGUGUUGGGAGACCCGAUGCACUGCGAAUUUACAGAGCUAUGCCUUAAAUUGGGUUGGAAACCUGCUCGCACUGCUUGGGAUAUCUUGCCGCUCGUGCUGUCCGCUAACGGGAAGGAUCCGGACUACUUCGAGAUCCCGCGGGAAUUGGUGAUGGAGAUACAUAUGACGCACCCCACGCACGAGUGGUUUGAAGAACUGGAGCUGCGCUGGUACGCCCUGCCAGCCGUCUCCAACAUGCGCUUUGAUUGUGGCGGCAUUGAGUUUACAGCAAACGCCUUCAACGGCUGGUACAUGAGCACAGAGAUCGGCUGCAGGAACUUCUGUGACACCAACCGGUUGAAUAUGUUAGAGAAAGUGGCUCAGAAACUGGGCCUGGAUACCCGAACGCCCGUGAACCUGUGGAAGGACAAGGCGCUGGUGGAAGUCAACGUCGCGGUCCUACACAGCUUCCAGCAGCAAAACGCUACCAUCGUUGACCACCACACCGCUUCCGAGAGCUUCAUCAAGCAUUUGGACAACGAGAACCGGCUUCGGUCGGGAUGUCCAGCUGAUUGGAUAUGGAUCGUACCUCCGAUGUCAUCGUCCAUCACUCCAGUGUUCCACCAGGAAAUGGCGCUCUAUUACUUAAGGCCUUCGUAUGAAUAUCAGGAGCCCGCUUGGAAGACCCAUCAAUGGCAGAAAUCCAAACCAAUCACCGGCAAGAGGCCUAUAAAUAGGAAGUUCCAUUUCAAGCAGAUAGCCCGCGCCGUCAAAUUCACAUCGAAACUGUUCGGUCGAGCCCUUUCAAAGAGAAUCAAAGCUACUGUUCUGUAUGCAACCGAGACUGGCAAAUCUGAACAAUACGCCAAGGAGUUAGGAGUGAUAUUUGGACACGCCUUCAAUGCGCAGGUACAUUGCAUGGCGGAUUAUGACAUAACUUCGAUUGAACACGAAGCCCUUCUGCUCGUUGUCACGUCGACUUUCGGAAACGGGGAUCCUCCAGAGAACGGCGUUGAAUUUGGUGAACAUCUUUGCGAACUAUUGUAUGCUGAUCAAGUUGGUGAUGACGCCUCUGGAAAUCAAAUGUUGACGCCCAAGUCAUUCAUAAAAGCGAACAGCGAUUUACAACGUUAUGGCGCUGGGAAUACAAAAAAAUUGAGUCGUCUAGAAUCACUAAAAGGAAGUACAACCGAUGCCACAUCCAUCGAUAGUUUCGGCCCGCUGAGCAACGUUCGCUUUGCGGUUUUCGCACUUGGUUCUAGCGCGUAUCCAAACUUUUGUAACUUCGGUAAAUACGUGGACAAGUUGCUUGGCGACCUCGGAGGUGAACGAAUCCAUGACCUUGCCACCGGUGACGAAAUGUGCGGACAAGACCAGGCCUUCCGGAAAUGGGCCUCGAGCGUCUUCAACGUGUCUUGCGAAACCUUCUGUCUGGAUGAUGAUGAAACUCUCCAGGAAGCAAAGAGGGCUUUAGGUACAGUGGCGUUGAGUGAGGAGACAGUGAGGUUCGCCAGUGCGGGCUGUCGUCCCCCAACUCUCCAUGCUGCUUUGCAGAAAGCAUUGAACAGGCAGUUCGUCACUUGUAUAGUGAAAGCCAAUAAGGAUUUGGGAGACGCCUCAGCCGAAAGAUCCACCAUUUUCAUAGACAUGGAACCUAAGGAGGAGAUCAAAUACAAUCCAGGAGACCAUGUGGGGAUAAUAGCGUGCAAUCGCAAGGAACUUGUUGAUCGUCUAUUAUCCAGAAUGAAAGAUGUUGAUGAUUACGAUGAGCCUUUGCAACUGCAGCUUAUGAAAGAAACUCACACAUCAAGUGGUCCAGUAAAAUCUUGGGAGCCACAUGAAAGAUUGCCAAUUUUGAGUGUACGCGAACUUUUCACUCGUUUCUUGGAUAUCACUACACCACCAACCACGAUUCUGCUUCAGUAUUUAGCCACAACUUGUGACAAUGAAGAAGAGAAGAAACAACUUAAUUUAUUGGCUACUGACCCAGGAGCAUACGAAGAUUGGCGUCACUUCCACUUUCCAACAUUACCUGAAGUGCUAGAUCAGUUCCCGUCAACAAAACCCAGUGCUUCGUUACUAGCCGCGCUGCUGUCUCCAUUGCAGCCAAGAUUUUACUCGAUCUCAUCGUCACCAAUUGCUCACCCGAAAAGAUUACACCUUACAGUCGCCGUCGUUACGUACAAAACUCAAGAUGGGGAAGGACCUGUGCAUUAUGGUGUUUGCUCAAACUAUCUCAUGGAGCGUAAAGCUGGUGAUGAAGUUUAUCUUUUCAUUCGAAGUGCACCAAAUUUCCACCUUCCCCAAGACCUGUCCGUUCCGCUCAUACUGAUCGGUCCAGGAACAGGUAUAGCGCCUUUCCGCGGUUUCUGGCAUCACCGCAAGGCUCAACUCAAUUCACGCACGCGUCCAACCUCGGGACCUAUCUGGUUGUUCUUCGGAUGUCGAACAAGAACCAUGGAUUUGUAUCGAGAAGAAAAAGAGCAGGCUCUUAAAGAAGGCGUUCUUUCAAAAGUUUUCCUUGCUUUAUCGAGGGAGAAAAAUGUUCCAAAAAUGUACGUUCAAGAGCUAGCAGAGAAAGAAGGUGCAGAGAUUCACGAUUUGCUCAUAAAUAAAGGCGCUCAUUUCUACGUGUGCGGUGAUUGUAAGAUGGCUGAAGAUGUCCACCAGAAACUGAAAGGCAUAGUUAAGAAACACGGAAACAUGUCAGACGAACAAGUACAGAACUUCAUGUUUAUGCUUAAGGAGGAAAAUCGCUACCACGAGGACAUCUUCGGCAUCACACUCCGCACAGCCGAGGUCCACAGCGCCUCCCGGGAGUCUGCCCGUAGGAACCGCGUCGCUUCGCAGCCAUGACGCCGAUCC
Molecule: messenger RNA, 3954 nt
Organism: Manduca sexta (tobacco hornworm)
Lineage: Eukaryota; Metazoa; Arthropoda; Insecta; Lepidoptera; Sphingidae
Gene: Nos
Product: nitric oxide synthase-like protein
Exons: 22
Coding region: 88-3945 (1285 amino acids)
Biological process (GO): nitric oxide biosynthetic process
Molecular function (GO): flavin adenine dinucleotide binding; nitric-oxide synthase activity; FMN binding
Source: RefSeq, a predicted model, not a curated record